AUGGCGCCGCUCCCGGAGGACCGAGUGCAGCCGAAUCGCCCAUUCGCCAUCUCUGGAGUGGACUUUUGUGGCCCCUUUUAUUCGAAUUCAGAGGCUACACACUUGGAAGUCGUCGAAGACCUUUCAACGCAAUCGUUCAUAGCAGCCCUGAAGCGAUUUGUAAGCCUGAGGGGAAAGCCUCAAACGAUUUGGUCAGACAACGCAACGAACUUCGUGGGAGCCAAAAACGAGCUAAUUGAGCUUCGGCAGCUGUUUCUGAGCGAUCCUCAAAACAUUGAGCUAUGGAAUUCCCUUACGUCGAUGGAGAUCCGUUGGAAUUUCAUUCCACCUCGUUCCCCGCACUUUGGUGGCCUGUGGGAAGCCGCGGUCAAAUCCGCAAAAUAUCAUUUCGUCCGUGUUGUUGGAAAAUCAAUUCUCACAUUUCACGAGCUGCGCACUUUAGUUUGUCAAAUUGCCGUAAUUUUAAACUCACGACCGCUCUGUCCCAUUUCAGAAAACCCAGAUGACAUUAGUGUUCUUACUCCUGCACACUCUUUCAUUGGAUCUACAUUCACCGCAUUGGACGAGCCUUAUGUCACCCAUCUGAACAUCGAUCGCUUGAGCCGGUGGCAGCGCGUAUGCCAAAUGCAGCAAACCUUCUGGCGCAAAUGGAGCGCCGACUACCUUUCGCUGAUGCAGGAGCGGACCAAAUGGCGCCUUCCUGUGAGCAACGUACCGGCAGGCAGCAUGGUCCUCAUCAAGGAGGACAACAUACCCCCUUUGCGGUGGCGCCUCGGCAGAGUCGAGAGCACCGUCUCCGAAGAGGAUGGCGUCGAACGAGUUGCAGUCAUCCGAACCGACUCUGGACUGUGCAAGCGUGCAAUGAGGAAGCUUGCGGUACUGCCCCUAGAACCCACUUCACUUGGAAGCAAGACUCUUCCAACGGAGGGAGCAUGUCGAGAGCAGCCGCAGAAAUCAAUUUAA
This is a messenger RNA of Drosophila takahashii, 963 nucleotides long. The record is from RefSeq and is a predicted model, not a curated record. NCBI's taxonomy places the organism in Eukaryota, Metazoa, Arthropoda, Insecta, Diptera, Drosophilidae.